Molecule: messenger RNA, 945 nt
Organism: Ruditapes philippinarum (Manila clam)
Lineage: Eukaryota; Metazoa; Mollusca; Bivalvia; Venerida; Veneridae
Exons: 3
Coding region: 261-722 (153 amino acids)
Source: RefSeq, a predicted model, not a curated record
UACAGUCUGAAAUUAUAGAGUGAAAAUAUUGAUUAUUUUUUUAAAUAAAUUUACGUGAAUUUACUUAUAGGUUGUAUAUUCUAUAAUUUUGAUCAUUUCAGGAUAAACAAACUAAAGGAAACAAUCCCGGAAAAAAUCUCAAAGGUCAGCAAUGUAGAGCGAGAAAACAUCAUACAGGUCCAAUAAGCAAUACAUAUAUAAAGGACAGCAUAGCAAGAUCAAAAGCUAUAGCUAAACGAAAACCUACAAUCCUAAAAAAAAUGAAAGAAAUGCGCAGUGCCACUGGUACGAAAUGGUGGGCCAAAUGGGAGACUUUGAGUGGGCAAAAAGGGACUUUUAGCACUGAAGAUCCGGAAAAAGAUACACAAUUUGAGUCUGAAAAUAACAACGAAGUACCACCAGUUAUAAAUGAAGCAACAACUGCUCAAGUACAGUACCCAGAACCACCGGCUGUUAAUACAUCUGAAAUAUCAGAGACAGAAAGCGUGACCCGCAGACGAAAGAAAGUGAAUGAUGAAAGUUUGUGCGAGGUGUGCUCAAAAGAGCAUGUUGGAAAAGGUAAAAGCGGCAAAGUAAAGAAAACAUGCAACUGGUUGAAUUGUGAAGUGUCAACCUGUUCAUACUGGGUCCAUGCACUUUGUGUAGGAUUUGUUUAUCAAAAAGAGUCUGAUGUGAAAAAUGUAAAGUAUUAUUGCCCUGUGCAUAUUAAAAAAUUUAUGUGAAACGUUUUGUCGCUUGAAUUAUUUUACUAUGUAAUUAAUACCUUUUAUCUUUGCCCAGUCUUCCUCCAACACCAACGCUUCACUCACAUUCCCUAACUGUUUGAUUUCUUCAAUAAGUUCAUGUAUUAUGUUACAUAUCUGGUCCUUUGUUUUUCUGUUUAUAUCAAAAAACUUGUCUCUGUCAUUUAUUGUAACAAACACUGGUUCUAAACGCAAAUUUCUU